Messenger RNA from Phlebotomus papatasi, 913 nucleotides. RefSeq lists its product as uncharacterized. The record is from RefSeq and is a predicted model, not a curated record. The transcript is spliced from 2 exons. Lineage: Eukaryota; Metazoa; Arthropoda; Insecta; Diptera; Psychodidae. Bases 152 to 820 code for a protein of 222 amino acids.
GGCUGGGAAUAAAGUACUUUCAUCCGGAAAUUAUUUUAAGAGCCCCACAAGUUUCCGAUGUACUUGAAAUCAAUAAAUACUUGAAUUUAUGAGUAUAAAAGGAGUUUUUAGUUAGUGGAAGAGUCAGUCAGUAUUCACCUGUGGAAUCAAAAUGAAGAGUCUCAUUGCUAUUUUGUGCUUCGUUUGCGUGGCUGUAGCCCAAAGUGACGAAUUUGAAAAUCCAGGAUUUUUCGAUUUCGAACCCUUCCUCACUCCCGAACUCAAUGAGGACUUUGCGGAUUUUGUGAAUUUACUCCCAGUCGAUAAGGUCCUCGAGGUAGCAGAGUACCAUUAUGAGAACAAUAAAGGACUCAACAAGACGCUGAACUAUCUCAGAACGAACAAAUUUGCCAAGCAUUGGGAUAAUUUGUUCUCCCUUACUGAGGUGGAUAAGUUUGUUGAUUACGUAAAUCAGACAGGUCUCAAUGUCUUCGGGCUCUUGAAUGACUUCGCUGCGUACUUUGAACUGACCCCUGUUGGUGAGGACUUUGAAGAUGAUGUAGAGGAAAGAGUUGAGUUCACCUGGGGAUUCAAUGCUUUAUUGAACGAUGUGGUCGAGCUCUUUCCCAAGGAAGACUUGAAGGCUCUCUUCGAUCAGAAGGUAGCCAAUGGCGGAGAAUUUGCAGAAUUUGUGGCUAACUAUUCCACAGACGAAUUCAAGAAGCUCCUGAAGAAACUGGAAUUGUCUCCAGUUGCACAGAAACUCUUCAAGCGUUUCCGUAAACACGGUCUAGAUGUGCACAAGCUUGUGAAAUUCGGAUUGGCAUUUUUUGGCCUUUAAUAGAAAAAAAACUAUAAUAUUUGUUACAAAUCUAGACUGAUAUCCAUUGGUCUAAGAGAGACAAAAUAAAAAAAAAUAUAAUAAAACUACAAA